AUGAGCGUGCCCAAAGCGAGACUGCUAAAAGUAGCGGAAUUAUCUGCCAAGAUAUUUGAUCAAAAUUUUAACCCAACUGGCGUUAGAACAGGUUCCAAGAUCUUAAAUGAACGACUAAAAGGUCCUUCAGUGGCGAGUUACUACGGAAACCCGGACAUUCUAAAGUUCAGACAUUUGAAGACAUUAUAUCCCGAUAUUGAAUUUGUAGACCUUCAGGAACAAUAUCGAUUAUCUAUGGUCGAAGCAAAGAAACGUCGUGGUAAAGGUGCUCCAAAAAAGAUGAAAAAGGACGCAGCUGCGAAAGGGAAAGGAAAGAAGAAAAAAUGA
This is a messenger RNA of Saccharomyces kudriavzevii IFO 1802, 327 nucleotides long. RefSeq names its product mitochondrial 37S ribosomal protein mS33 (gene RSM27). The record is from RefSeq and is a predicted model, not a curated record. Gene Ontology annotation, cellular component: mitochondrion. The transcript has a single exon. NCBI's taxonomy places the organism in Eukaryota, Fungi, Ascomycota, Saccharomycetes, Saccharomycetales, Saccharomycetaceae. Bases 1 to 327 code for a protein of 108 amino acids.